UAGUCAACCCCUUCUGGUUCUGCAACUGUUGACUUGCAUCUCCGCAAUUCCGUAAACAAACAGAUAUGCGUUCUUGUUCGAUUGCCAAUUUCCUCUUCGUUUUACUACUCUUACUCACUUCUCUUUCUCUUGGUACACCCCAUGGCGCUCCUGAUCAAACCCACUACGCAAAAGAGCUUCUGAGCGCAGCCCAGCAGGAUAAAAACUGGUUAAUCUCCAUAAGAAGGCAAAUCCAUGAAAACCCAGAACUCAAAUUCCAAGAGCACAACACCAGCGCUCUUCUGCGCAGAGAACUCGAUCGGCUCGGCAUCCCUUACAACUACCCAAUUGCCCAAACCGGAAUUGUUGCAGAAAUCGGGUCCGGUUCGGGCCCCGUUGUUGCUCUUCGAGCCGACAUGGACGCCCUGCCGUUGCAAGAGCUUGUGGAGUGGGAGCACAAGAGUAAGGUUGAUGGGAAAAUGCACGGCUGUGGACAUGAUGCUCACACCACCAUGCUUCUUGGCGCUGCUAAGUUGCUUAGUCAACGAAAAGAUAAACUUAAGGGAACUGUGAGACUUCUUUUUCAACCUGGUGAGGAGGGAGGUGCCGGCGCCUCCAAAAUGAUAAAAGGAGGUGCUCUUGGUGAAGCUGAAGCGAUAUUUGGGAUGCAUGUUGAUUAUACAAUACCCACAGGAACUGUAGCAUCGAUUGCAGGACCGCUCUUAGCUGCUGUUUCCAUGUUUGAAGCCAAAAUAGUCGGGAUAGGCGGGCAUGCUGCAGAACCCCACAAUACUGCUGAUCCAAUACUUGCUGCCUCAUUUGCAAUUUUGGCGUUGCAACAGCUCAUCUCAAGAGAAACUGAUCCCCUCCAUAGCCAAGUCCUAUCUGUUACUUAUGUUAGAGGUGGGACUGCAUCGAAUGUAAUUCCAUCGUAUGUUGUAUUUGGGGGCACUUUGAGGAGUCUUACAACUGAAGGCUUGUACUUACUCAGGAGGCGAUUGAAAGAGGUUAUUGAAGGACAGGCAGCCGUGCAUAGAUGUAACGCAUAUGUUGACACGAAAGAUGAAGAAUACCCACCAUUGCCUGCUGUUGUCAACGAUGAAAGCUUGCAUAUGCAGGCACAGAGGGUUGGAAAACUUUUGCUUGGUCCCGAGAAUGUGAAGUUGUGCGAGAAAGUGAUGGCAGGUGAAGACUUUGCCUUCUAUCAGCAGUUUAUUCCUGGAAUCAUGCUUAGCAUUGGAAUUGGAAAUGAGGAAGUGGGUUCAGUUCACUCGCCGCACUCGCCUUACUUCUUUCUUGAUGAGGAUGUGCUUCCGAUUGGGGCAGCAUUACACGCUGCCUUGGCGGAGAGUUAUUUGGACGAGCACCAACAUUCUGUACACGCUGAAAUUUAAGUGCGAUUGGAGAAGCCUUGAUGGUUGCAUACUGUCAUGGAGAAAUUUAUAAAUAACAUAAAAGAAAUAACUUUUGUGAAAUGUGAAUGUGCAAAUAGUUUGUAACUUGCUUAGUUAAUUAAGAAUUUGACCUUACAUUCGAA
Messenger RNA from Pyrus x bretschneideri (Chinese white pear), 1516 nucleotides. RefSeq names its product IAA-amino acid hydrolase ILR1-like 5. The coding region runs from base 66 to 1373 and encodes 435 amino acids. Gene Ontology annotation, biological process: auxin metabolic process. The transcript is spliced from 5 exons. Gene Ontology annotation, cellular component: endoplasmic reticulum. Lineage: Eukaryota; Viridiplantae; Streptophyta; Magnoliopsida; Rosales; Rosaceae. Gene Ontology annotation, molecular function: IAA-Ala conjugate hydrolase activity. The record is from RefSeq and is a predicted model, not a curated record.